Messenger RNA from Fonsecaea pedrosoi CBS 271.37, 1467 nucleotides. RefSeq lists its product as uncharacterized. Gene Ontology annotation, molecular function: diacylglycerol O-acyltransferase activity. The record is from RefSeq and is a predicted model, not a curated record. Bases 1 to 1467 code for a protein of 488 amino acids. Lineage: Eukaryota; Fungi; Ascomycota; Eurotiomycetes; Chaetothyriales; Herpotrichiellaceae. Gene Ontology annotation, biological process: triglyceride biosynthetic process. The transcript is spliced from 2 exons. Gene Ontology annotation, cellular component: endoplasmic reticulum membrane.
AUGGCUGCGACCGCAGUAGAGGGACAGGCAGAACUGAACCCAGAGCCAUCGCAGCCAGAAGAACGUGCUGAGCACGACCUCCCUCCCAAAUCUUAUGCAGAUGCCGUCAUGAAUGGCGAGAAUGGCCCCAAUCAUUCGCGCGUUGAGGUCGGGUCUGGUGCAAAGGAUCAUGCUGCGGCCAACGGGUCUGCCCAACCCCCGAUGAUCAAUGGCCAAGGCAGCCGACAGCAACUAGACGAAGAGAAGGUUCUUUAUGAGAAGCAUACCAAUCAUACUGGAGAGAUCUUGACAAGCAUCAAGCCUAGCGAUGGCUAUGAAGAUUCUCUCAAGCGUCGUGAAAACACUACGCCCCGAGAAAGGAAGCGUAAUCGACCACCCAAACGCCAGGAUGAGCUUGCGAGUGGCCGAAGAGCCGGUGCCGGCUGGCAAACUUCUGCGAUACGAUGGGCACCCCUCAACGUCCCGUUACAGCGGAGGCUUCAGACUCUAGCAGUGCUGUGGCACACUACCACCAUACCUCUAUUCCUCUCACUCUUCUUCCUCCUCUGCGCAAUCCCUCUUACCUGGCCUCUCCUGGUCCCUUACCUCAUCUACACUCUCGUCAUCAGUGAAGAGGCCACCAAUGGCACCCUUUCGAGAAGAUCGCAGUGGCUGCGCGGGUCGAAGUUUUGGUCGCUAUUCGCAUCCUACUUUCCCGCUCGGUUGCAUCGCACUGUCGAGCUUGAACCAACAAGGAAGUAUAUCUUUGGAUACCAUCCACACGGAAUCAUCUCCCACGGCGCAUUCGCUGCCUUUGCCACCGAGGCUUUGGGAUUCUCGGACUUGUACCCUGGCAUCACAAACACCCUAUUGACCCUUGACACGAAUUUUCGAGUUCCUUUCUACCGUGACUAUGCAUUGGCAAUGGGCCUAGCGUCGGUGUCGCGCGAGUCCAUUGAGAACAUCCUGUGCAAAGGAGGAUUGAAUGGUGAAGGAAUGGGUCGCGCAGUGACAAUCGUCAUCGGUGGUGCCCGCGAAUCUCUUGACGCUAAGCCUCACUCCCUCCGUCUCGUUCUGAAAAGUAGAAAAGGCUUCAUCAAACUAGCUAUACGCACUGGCGCCGAUCUGGUGCCGGUGCUUGCCUUUGGCGAAAACGAACUCUACGAUCAAAUUGACAGUGUCGAACACCCAUGGAUCCACAAAUUUCAAAUGCUUGUCAAGAAGUUCAUGGGAUUCACCGUCCCACUCUUCCAUGCAAGAGGAAUAUUCAACUACGAUGUGGGCUUGCUUCCGUAUAGGAGGGCGGUGAAUGUUGUGGUUGGAAGACCAAUACGGGUUGUACAACAGGGAACAAAGGACAACAAUGUGGACGAAAGGUAUCUAGAUGAGGUCCACCAGCAAUAUGUGGCAGAGUUGGUCAGACUUUGGGACGGAUACAAGGACCUUUUCGCCCAGGAACGACAGGGUGAGUUGGAAAUUGUGGACUGA